AUGAAUCCUCAUUAUUACCUGAAGCAUCUCGCUGCCGUGGAAUUUUUGCGUUCAUUUUUCGAGAAACCUGUGCUUUUAGUACCCGCAACUGAGCUGGCGGGCCAUCGCCUGUUAUCACCGCCGCCGCCGCCGCCACAACGGCUCCUCACCGUCUUCAUCCAUCCAAGCUCCAUCCCAAUGAACGUCGCAACCCGAUUCAUGCCGACGACACGUAUUGGCUCGUCAGCCCUUGCUUCCCGUCACGACACGGCUUCCAAUGCUGUCCGCCCUCGCGCCCGCCAUGCCAUCAGCGCCGAUAACAAGGACGAUGCUCGUCCAAUUGCACGAAGCUCCUCAUCCCUGUCCCCUCCUCUCAGUGCUGCACCGAGUCGCACCCCAAGCCCCAUCGCUGCUGCGCGGCGCCCGGCUGGCGCGGGCGAGUCGAGGUCGGUGAGCAACCCGCAUUUCGACCGUGAUUCCGGAUCACGAGAGAACAACACACUGGGCCUCAUUGAAAAUUCGUUAGUACACGGCUGGUCGUCCCUCCAAGGGCUUGCAUCUUCGCUUCUAUCCCAUGAUAGCAGCACAGCACAUGUGAACGGUCACGGCGCCAAGCCCAGACCACGGGGGGACGAUUCUAGUUCAUCCUUCCGGGAUCAAAUAGGUUCCUGGGCUUCGAGGUCAACUGUGAACAUGCAGCUGGAUAUUGGAGGAUUUUUUGCAAAGAACGCUGCCGAGAGAAAUGCGUUGCCCACGGCCGACACAACAGCAAGUGUCUUGGAAUACCGCAAGGGAGUCGAUGAUGGUCUGGACAUUAGGCACAAUUACAAGAGGAGGAAGUCGGACGAUCUCAGCAACAAUGCAGUCGCCCAGGAGUCACCCGAGGAUAAGCUGGUCUACAUCCAUCACGUUAAAGCGACUGAUACGUACGCCGGCAUUAUCCUGAAGUACAGAUGUCGCGAGGACGCAUUUAGAAUGCUCAACGGUCUUUGGUCGAGGGAUAUACAGAUUCGCACAUGGCUGGCCCUCCCAGUCGACGCAUGCGAUAUCCGCGGCCGCCCAUCCCCGCCGCCCAAUCAAGCCAACAAAGCGGUUGAGCCAUCCACUCGCACUGAGCCGGAUUUGCGCGACCAGCAGCCUAACAAGUCAGCACAAUCAUCGAAGUCUACCGACUGGUAUGGCCUGCCUCAUGAAACUCAGUCGGAGGAUUCAGCGAGGCUCGACGAACUUGAUGAGAGACCAUGGACGCAUGUUCGAUGGGUCACCCUGGAUUCACAUUCCGAGCCAGUCGAGAUCGCCCGGAUCGCGAAGAAGACGAUAGCCUGCCCCCCGCCGAGACGAAAAAAGAGCUUGCAUACGACAUCAACUGUCUCAACCCCAAGGCAGUCCCUGGAUGCCCCCGGCGCCGCCGAUGCUUUGGGCGGCAGUCCAGGCCGUGACAGCACGCUGUCUGGCAGACGUCAGAGGAAACCGGAUCCCCACCGGCAGUCCCCUUCUGGGUCUUCCAGGAGUCGAGUUAGCAGUACCGGCGCUGAUGGCCGACCUCUUUGGAUGCGCCGGCCGGGAGGGGUUGGUUCCAUGGGGAGGAAUGUGCGCUCGCCAGGCCCCGAAUCGGACCCCUUGAAUGCUUGGGCCAAGCGCCAUCUCCCCGCUAUCGCCAUCUCCGAGUCACUUCCCUCGAUAUCUGUCAUGGGAUCAGAGACUGCCAAUUUCGGGUUUGGGAAGCCCGACGAGCGCGACAAUUCUGCGACCAUUGUGGAGAGUCCCUUCGACGAAGGUCACGACUUGGACUCGACUUCAAGACAGGGAUCCGGGCUAGAUCGGGCUGCAGCCCAAGUAGAAACAUGGCUACGCAGUGCCUUUGCAAAAAGGCAGGGUGCAUCCUCUACGCAAUCGAACUGGAACAGCCGCAGCACGAGUCAGGUGGAGGGCGCAGACCUCAUAGAGCUGGCCGAUACUCUUAGCGAUGAUGGAAGGCCAACAGGCUCGGCGGUCGGCCCGGGCCUUGUGCACUCGGAAAGGCCGCCGUUUCCUUCCGGUGGGCCGACCGCGGGCCAAAAUUUGUUGUCGAAAGGCAGACACAACGGCGAUGCCUACGGAUACAAGGAGCACAAAGGAAAGCCCGAGUUCUUCUUGCCUGGUGUUGGUGUUGGUGUUGGUGUUGUUGUUGUUGGUCAAUUAUACCAUUUAGGCGGCCGCCUGUUCUGGGGCUAGACGCGGUGGUAUCAUUAUGGCUUGUUAUCUUUCAUCAUUCACACAUUCUCCAAGCAUGGGAUGACGGCGUUAGCGUGGAGGAUUUAGAGGUUUUCGUACAGGUAAUCUAUACCACACAAAGCACUGAAACAAGUGUUGCUCUACCAGCCAGCUUAGCUACUCAGGUUCUGGAACUUGUUGCGUUGGCGAGGAAGACAAUCCGGGAACAUAGUUGCAGAUCGCACUUUCCUAUAAAAAUCGACUCGUCGCGUAUUUCAAUCUCCGAAGUUCUCGUCAGAAAUGAAUGGUAGGAAGAUCUAUUCCCCCGUGAUCUCUUUUGGGGUCCCUCCCAACUCCUCAAACAAAUCGUAGAGCUGUAUCUGUAUCAACCUCCCACCGGACGCCUGCCGAUUGCUUCGACUCCUAAAUACACGCUCGCUGUACUUCAUAUAUCUAUAGACUG
Molecule: messenger RNA, 2635 nt
Organism: Sodiomyces alkalinus F11
Lineage: Eukaryota; Fungi; Ascomycota; Sordariomycetes; Glomerellales; Plectosphaerellaceae
Exons: 5
Coding region: 1-2193 (730 amino acids)
Source: RefSeq, a predicted model, not a curated record